Messenger RNA from Meloidogyne enterolobii, 836 nucleotides. The record is from the annotation of a GenBank genome assembly. Lineage: Eukaryota; Metazoa; Nematoda; Chromadorea; Rhabditida; Meloidogynidae.
UCGUUAUUUUAAAAAUGUCUGAAACUAAUUUUGUUUUAAAUUUUAUUUCUGGAGGUGUUGGGGGAUGUUGUGCUGUGGUUGUAGGUCAUCCUUUCGACACAGUCAAAGUUAGACUUCAAACAAUGCCGAGACCAAUAAAUGGCCAAAAACCUUUGUAUACGGGUGCUAUGGACUGUGCUCGACAAACUGUUACGAAAGAAGGAUUUUUUGCUCUUUAUAAAGGAAUGGCAGCACCUUUAGUUGGCGUUUCUCCUUUAUUUGCUGUCUUCUUUGGUGGAACAGCUGUCGGCAAAUGGUUAUUACAAAAAGAUCCUAACCAAAAACUUUCUUUUACUCAAAAUUUUACUGCAGGAGCUAUUGCUGGUAUUUUCACAACUUCUGUAAUGGUUCCAGUUCAACAUUCGGGUGGAGCUGCUCAAAAAUAUGAUGGACCGGUAGAUGUUGUCAAAAAAUUAUACAAAGAGGGUGGAAUUAAAAAUAUUCCUGCAAGCGGUGCUUAUAUUUCUGUAUAUGAAUUUUUGAAGGCUAAAUUUUCUGGUGAACAAGGAAAAUUAACACCGAUGACAACUUUAAUGGCUGGCGGGUUUGCGGGGAUAGCUAACUGGUCUGUAUGUAUACCAGCUGAUGUAAUGAAAUCACGUUUGCAAACAGCUCCGGAAGGCAAAUAUCCAGAUGGAAUAAGAGGUGUAUUUCGUGAAAUAAUGCGUGAAGAAGGUCCUCGUGCUUUAUUUAGAGGUUUUGCACCUGUUAUGUUAAGAGCAUUUCCAGCUAACGCUGCAUGUUUUUCUGGUUUAGAAUUAACUCUUUGGCUGUUCCGUAAUUUACAUAUGGGUUAG